AUGAAUACUCUCGUUGGCGUCGCCAUAGGCAGUAUGAUCAUUGGGGUCCUGACCCUGAUCGCCGCCAUCGUCAUCAUCGUCCUUUCUAUUGUCAUUCUGUGCAGAUGCCACAAGCAGAAUGACAGGGCCCGCACUGGUAUUACCUACCUCAAAGUCACGGCCGGGUUUAUUUUGCUUUACGAAGUUCUUGUCAUUGUUGGCUUCAUCUUAACAGUCACGACAGCCAGUACCCGAUACCCAGGGAGAUCUACCAGAUUAUAUGUAGCCGCUGCCCAUAUUGAGGCCAUCAACACAGUCUUCUCGACCGCCUGCAUGGCUCUCUUUAUCGCCACCCAGUUUGAAUUCGCUCGAGGGCUCAAGAUGAUUGCUGCCAUGUCUGGCCGCGGAGAAAGCGCCAACAUGGUCGAGGUCAAGGCGCGAAAGAGCCGGUUCUUCAGCGUCUUCGCCUUGGCUCUCGUCAUGAUUGUCGCCAUUGCCUCUUUCGGCCUUUACGAGGCCUAUCUUGCCGGCAACUACUACAUGGCAGUGGCUCAGGUCUCUCUCGACUUUGCCGUCCAGGUCAUCCUCGCCAUCGCUUCGAUUGUUUGUCUCAUCUUCACAGCUCGCCAGCCUCGAAUUCCACCUCACAGCAGCCUUGCUACUCACUUGAUCGUCAUUUCCACCCUGACCGCCCUCCGCCACAUGGUUAUGGCUGCCAUCAACGGAUACGCCACCUGGGGUAUCGGGGCUUUGCUCGACAGUGACCACAUCGGUACCGCUGCCGGCCUCACCGCCGCCAGUGCCUUCGGACUUGUUGCUAACAACUGGGUGUUCUGUAUCACCAUCGGCAUGGCAUAUGGCGUGUGCAGGAAGGAGUACGGAGGUCUACGCGCCAACACCGUUUACGCCCCUGUCAAGACUGGACAUGUCUAG
Molecule: messenger RNA, 912 nt
Organism: Clonostachys solani
Lineage: Eukaryota; Fungi; Ascomycota; Sordariomycetes; Hypocreales; Bionectriaceae
Source: the annotation of a GenBank genome assembly